GUGUGCUUGAGCAGCACGUGCUGUUGGCUCACGCGCGAUGUUGCGACGACGAGUGUGUCUUCCCAACAGGCCUUUGAGCACUACACAAAGUAAGAGCGACUGUGGAGCACAUGAUGAGCUAAGAUUUUCUUCUAAAAUGUCAGAGGAGAUGAGAUUUGAGUGUCGGCUUGCGGGCCUCACGGCAAUAUUGUCAGAUGAUGAUCUAGUUCAUGCUCGAGACUUGUUGUGUCUGCUCGAAAGUGAUUAUAGGCGCCAUGGUAGAAGACCGAAAAACGUUUCCAUUUUCACCCCCUGCCAGACGUCGCUCUGCGGAGUUGAUCUGACCCUGUUGAACAAGCAGGGCGCGGCGCGUCGGUGUAGGUCGCCGACCUGGCCCGGCCCGUGAGAUCCAAGCCACGACAGCUAGGUGGACCGGAUCCCGUCUGCCGUUCUUAC
Amoebophrya sp. A120 is the source of this 435-nucleotide messenger RNA. Lineage: Eukaryota; Dinophyceae; Syndiniales; Amoebophryaceae. The record is from the annotation of a GenBank genome assembly.